UUUGUUCUGGUGACUACUGCUCAUGGAGUGCCAUUAGAAAGUCUUGAAAUAGGUCAGAAGAGAGUACGCCAUAUGAUCGAGCAAAAUGGGUCGAUGCUUAAGGUUAUUGAAGUUUUUCAGGUGGUCUUACCGUUGAUACAUGCAUAUUUCAAUGCGCAUCGCAGUUACUUUUUAGCAAGUAGCAGUACUGUGCAAACUGGAACCGCAUCGAAUAAAGAGAAGGAAAUGAUUGCUUAG
Messenger RNA from Anisakis simplex (herring worm), 237 nucleotides. NCBI's taxonomy places the organism in Eukaryota, Metazoa, Nematoda, Chromadorea, Rhabditida, Anisakidae. The record is from the annotation of a GenBank genome assembly.